Molecule: messenger RNA, 1605 nt
Organism: Rhizoctonia solani
Lineage: Eukaryota; Fungi; Basidiomycota; Agaricomycetes; Cantharellales; Ceratobasidiaceae
Product: Fungal specific transcription factor domain
Exons: 13
Coding region: 1-1605 (534 amino acids)
Biological process (GO): DNA-templated transcription
Cellular component (GO): nucleus
Molecular function (GO): DNA binding; zinc ion binding
Source: RefSeq, a predicted model, not a curated record
AUGCGCCCUGCUUCGUGUCGGGCUCCCGACGCACUAUAUAUCCUGGACAGCGCAGCACCAACGCCCACCAUAUCCGCCCUCAUUUCACAAUGCCUUACUCAUAUACUCCCGCAAAUCCUACGCUCCACCGUGGAGGCGCGUGUCUGGAGUGCCGCCGGCGCAAACUCAAAUGCGAUGGCAUUCGGCCCAUAUGUGGUUGCUGUCAACGGGGAAAACCAGCGGAUUUAUGAGCUCGAAGAGUCAAUUCGGGCAAUCGAGUCCCGGCCAAGACGCUCCCGUCGCGGGUCUCCAGAAUCCCCUAGCAAUGCACCUGAAGCUUGGUUCACAGCUACAGUGCCGAUAUUGAAUGCUAAUCAGUAUGAUCAAUCAUACUUUACGCCUCAGUUGAUCGACUUGCCCGCGUCCGUGGACUGGUCUCCAGAUAUGGCUAUCGAUUCACCUGCCUUAUCCUUUGAAAUGUACGAACCUUCAUCCUCUGGCCCAUUAAGGCAAGGUCGAUCUACGCAAGACUGGCUUUUUAAUACGCCCUCGUAUGCCUCCCACAAUGUCCUUCGAGCCUGCGACUGUCUCUUUGCUAUCAUCACCCUGCAUGACUUUCUGAUCGCAUCAUUCAUGGCUCGCCGCCGUGAAUAUGGUCUUCAGAUCGAUGAAGAGAGCUUUCUCACUAGCUUUGCGCUCCCACCGGAUCACCCAUCUGCUGUUCGCCCGGCUCUGCGUAAUGCCGUAUACUUGCUGGCAUGCCACGCACUCAGCACACGAACCCCCGCACUGGCACAAUAUGAGUCGUUGUUCGUGGAUAAAGUUCGCCAGGGCAUCGCCAACUCUCUCGAGACAGCACAAGAAGACAGCGGAGGCUUAUUCACUGGUGUCAUCUUAGCGUCGAUAUUACUUGCUCGGUAUCUCCUCAUUAUGGGGCGGAUUCGUGAGGCAUAUCACCAGACAGCGUCUGUCGCUCGGUUCGCUAUUAGCUGUGGACUUCAUCAACUGUCAACAUUAGAUCUUAGGUCUCACAGCCCUGGGUCCCGAGCUCCCCUACUACUUCCUCCCCCAACGGACUUCAUAGCCCUUGGAGAGCGCAUACAUGCAUUUUGGGCAAUAUACAAUUUGGACCGGACCAUAUCUGCUGUAGCUGGACUUCCUUCGACAUUUGGUGACGACGGCUCCGAUGGUGUUGAUGCACGAGAACGGAUAACCACGUUAUGGCCACGUCCCUUGCGGGAAUAUCGAUCCCCAGAACAACUCAUGCAUACACCCCAGUCAACUAUCUCCGACUAUUUCUCCAACGUCACCCUCAAUGGAUCGGCACUCGCGCUCGCGUACGCGUCCCAGCUCAAAAUAUCGUUAGCGCAGCACGGCCGUGCGGCCUACGGCGACCCGGCUAUGCACCAAAUUGGAGCCCAACUUGCCGGGCUUCUCAGGCGGGCCCAGCCUACAACAGGUUUGGAUAUUCUGGUUGGGGUGUGCUGUGCGUUCACUCUCGGAUUUUUGAAACGCGCCUCGGGUGCAGACCAAGUGACCGAGCAACUCGAAAAAAGUCUAGCGUAUCUCCGUAGUGCUCAUGUUGUUCUUGCGGACCCGCACCUCGAGGAUCGGGAUCUACCAUGA